AUCCACGAUGUCUCCAGCAGACGCUGAGUACUGACGUGUACGACCAGUUGAGCAUAUAUAUCCGUAUACCAUGAGAGUAAUAAGUCUCGACGGAUACUUAGUCCUUUGAAAAUGAAGAUCCCUGAUCUUGAAGACUGAUAUUGGAGUCAAUAGUAGAUCUUGGCAACCUUUACUCCCUCUCACAUGAUACUAUUUUUUUCACCAUGGAGCUCGAUCCUCAUUUAACGCAACUAUUUAUCAACAAUAAAUAUGUUGACAGCCGUGGCCAGAAACGCGUGUCUGUAUACAAUCCCGCCACAGGUGCUCUAAUCAGCAACAAGAUCCCUGUUGCCGGAGAUGAGGACGUUGACGAAGCCGUCUGCCAUGCCAAUGAAGCUUUCAAACCAACCUCUCCCUGGCGUCAGAUGAGCCAUGACGAGAGAAGGGCAAUUUUGCUCAAGUUUGCAGAUCUCCUUGAGGCCAACCAAGAGCGCCUCGCUUAUCUUACGCGAUUGACUCUGGGAGCCCCUUAUCUUCCUUUUGGCAAAUCCGAAAUUGGCACAGCCAUUGGCUGUUUCCGCUAUUAUGCUGGGUGGGUUGACAAGCAUGCUGGCCAAAGUUUUCCCGCGGAUGAUGGCUUUUACAAGAUUGUUCGAAACGAACCACUUGGUGUUGUUGCAGGCAUUAUCCCAUGGAAUGGUCCAUUGGCCUCCGUUGGACUCAAAGCCGCCCCAGCGCUUGCGACGGGAAACGUCUUCAUCCUAAAGCCUAGUGAAAAGACACCACUGAUGGCUGCAGAGCUUGGAAAGCUCGUGCUCGAGGCCGGUUUUCCUCCUGGCGUCUUCCAGGUUUUGACCGGAGAUGGCUCAACGGGAGCAGCUUUAGCAUCACAUAUGCGAGUUGCAAAGGUAAGUUUUACAGGAAGUAUUCCCACAGGAAAGACGGUGCAAGUUUUGGCCGCCAAGAGCAACCUGAAGAGAGUGACUCUGGAACUUGGUGGAAAAAGCCCUGCUGUAGUCUUUGACGAUGCAAAUCUUGAGAAUGCGGUCAAGUGGGCUGUUAAUGCACUUGUUACCAAUUCGGGUCAGAUCUGCUUUGCAGCAACAAGAGUCUGCGUGCAAUCAAAGAUAUACGACAAGUUUGUCGAAGCUUAUGUGGCUCGUGUCAAAUCGAAAAACAAGGUUCUUGGUGACCCUGAAGCGUCGGGUAUUGAGAUAGGACCUGUUGUGGACAAGACUCAGCAUGAUCGAAUCAUGGGAAUUAUCUCUUCUGCAAAAGAAAACAAUGACGGAAAGGUCUUGGUCGGCGGACAAAAAAUUGGCGAAAAGGGUUACUUUAUCGAGCCGACAGUUUUCGCCGAUACAAACAAAACUUCAUUCAUUUAUAAUGAAGAGAUCUUUGGACCAGUGGCCGUCAUCAACAAGUUUGACACAGAGGAAGAAGUUCUCGAAGAGGCCAAUAACAGCAAAUACGGACUUAUGGCUGGAGUUUUCACUCAAGACAUCACUAGGGCGCUCCGUCUCAGCUCACUCAUUGAUUCUGGUGUUGUGGGGAUCAAUUGCAUCAGCACCAUCUCUUUUUCAUGUCCGUUUGGUGGGACCAAGGAGAGCGGACUUGGCCGAGAGAACGGAGAGCAGGCGUUGAGGGCAUACACUGAGCCCAAGACAAUUCUCAUUAAUAUGGCAAGUCAGGGCUAUUGAGUAGAUGAACUCAAUAAUGUCAAACUUGUGGUUGCUUCAUUUUGUACUCAACAAGGGGGUGAAAACAUCGAUAGGACUGGUCCUUUGGUACAUGGCGUCACGAAGGCUAGAUCGUGUUAGAAACUCAAGUUUAGGCCUUGCCUUGGGUUGAGUUACAGAAGAUUAGUCAGCACUCAGCGUAAAGUGGUUAGAGCCAGGACAGGG
This is a messenger RNA of Fusarium redolens, 1883 nucleotides long. Its product is annotated as aldehyde dehydrogenase domain-containing protein. Gene Ontology annotation, molecular function: aldehyde dehydrogenase (NAD+) activity. Bases 204 to 1679 code for a protein of 491 amino acids. The transcript is spliced from 7 exons. Lineage: Eukaryota; Fungi; Ascomycota; Sordariomycetes; Hypocreales; Nectriaceae. The record is from RefSeq and is a predicted model, not a curated record.